Eremothecium gossypii ATCC 10895 is the source of this 531-nucleotide messenger RNA. RefSeq names its product Yip3p (gene YIP3). Gene Ontology annotation, cellular component: Golgi apparatus. Bases 1 to 531 code for a protein of 176 amino acids. The transcript is spliced from 2 exons. Lineage: Eukaryota; Fungi; Ascomycota; Saccharomycetes; Saccharomycetales; Saccharomycetaceae. The record is from RefSeq and is marked provisional.
AUGAACUACCUCUCCAACAUCUCACAAGCGAGUCGCCUUGCUGACAGCAUUAAUGUCGACCGCAUCAAGACUGAGCUAGGGUCCAUCCCGUCGCGGCUCUCUACCAUGCGGCCACCGCGCGAGUUCUUUAACGUGCGCAGAUUCUCGAAGCCCCAGAACUUUGGCGAGGUCCAGUCUCGUGUUGGUUACAAUCUACGCUACUACUCCACCAACUACACCGCCAUUGUUAUCCUGCUCUUCAUCUACACGCUGCUGACCAACUUGCUCUUGUUUUUCGUCAUCGUGUUCGUGGUGGCUGGCUUCACAGGUAUUAACCGCCUCCAGGGGGCCGAUCUCUCUACCCCCUUCGGCCCUAUCACCACGUCCCAGCUAUAUACCGGUUUGAUCGGCAUUGCGACAGUGCUAGGAAUCUUCGCGUCGCCUUUCAGUACCCUAAUGUGGCUGGUCGGCAUCUCCGCCGUGACCAUUUUCUCUCACGCCUCCUUCCUGGAGAAACCCAUCGAGACGGUCUUCGAGGAAGAAACGGUUUAA